Helianthus annuus (common sunflower) is the source of this 934-nucleotide messenger RNA. RefSeq names its product transcription factor MYB8. NCBI's taxonomy places the organism in Eukaryota, Viridiplantae, Streptophyta, Magnoliopsida, Asterales, Asteraceae. The record is from RefSeq and is a predicted model, not a curated record. The coding region runs from base 78 to 839 and encodes 253 amino acids. The transcript has 2 exons.
GCUGCAUUGUAUAAAACACUCGAUAAUCUCUUUCAAAAAACACACACACUCAAGUGCGUUUGUGUGUCCGAGUCAAAAUGGGAAGAGCUCCUUGUUGCUCAAAGGUGGGUUUACAUAGAGGAGCAUGGUCCGAUGAAGAAGAUAAACUCCUUGCUCAAUACAUUCAAACACACGGUGAAGGCCAAUGGCGAUCUAUGCCUUCCAAAGCCGGGUUGCUAAGAUGUGGAAAGAGUUGUAGGCUACGAUGGAUGAAUUACCUACGGCCCGGAAUCAAGAGAGGAAACUUCACCGCGGAAGAGGAUGAAAUGAUCAUCCAGCUACAUUCUAUUCACGGAAGCCGGUGGUCAUUCAUAGCCUCCGAGCUUUCUGGUCGAACUGACAAUGAGAUUAAAAACUACUGGAACUCGCAUCUUAAACGAAAACUAGUCGAGGGUAACCAACCCGAAGCCGGUAAAAACAAUAAAAAACCAAGAAAGAAGAGAAAAACGGAUCAACAAAAGUCUAAGGAAGAAGUGAAAACCACAGAAAAAGAAAAGGAACAACAAGUUAUCCCUCAACCAGCUUCAUCUUCUUCUUCUUUGUUGCCUUCUUCUUCGCAAUCACAAUCGCAAUCGCAAUCAUCGAGCUCGACGAUGGAUCAAGUAGAGGCUGCUGAUUUACAGGUUCCAACAGACUUCUGUUGGCCGGAUUGGUCACCAUUGUUGGAUAUGGAUGGUGCAUCAAGCAUGGAUAUGACAUUGGAUGGUUUAGAUUUUAUGAUGAUGAAACAUGAUGAUAGUGAGAUGCUAGAGAAGCUGUAUGAUGAGUGCUUACUACUGAUCCAAGAUGGAGAUCAGUAAUUUUUUUUUAAUUUUUUUUUUUUUUUUUUUGGUGAAAGAUCAAUUAUGUACCAAAAUAAAGUUAAAUAAAAUAAACUUCUUUCCUCACUUCCCAA